CCUUUGUCUUCUCUGAUUGGUUGCUGAACCGAGUGGGCGGGCUUUACGCGGAGCUCUGGACGGAUGCUUCCGGUAUGAACGUUGUUUGACAGAUCAGGACGGAUCCUCGCUUUCAGCAUCUGUCUUUGAUGGCCCACUUGUGGGUUGAGGUAGAAUGGGACAGAACACAUCGGGCCCAGAGUCCCCGGAACCUCCAGAGCAGGACAGUUUUGGAAACAUCAAGAGUUUAGUGGAGGAUCAGCUGCAGACCAGCAUGGUGGUGGGAAUAGUGAUCGGCGCUGGGUUCGCCAUCGUUCUCAUCGCGGCACUCAUAUUUUUUGUCCUGCGCAGGAUGCAUCUCCGUAAACUCGAGGCUCAGGAAGCUCCUAAGUAUCGCUUUCGUAAAAGGGACAAGGUCUUGUUUUACGGGAGGAAGAUUAUGAGGAAAGUUUCCCAGUCCACUUCUUCACUGGUAGGCUCCGCCUCCUCAUCCAGGCCACGCCUCAAAAAGAAACAAAAGAUGCUGAACAUUGCCAAAAAGAUCCUGCGCUUUAAAAAAGAAGUGCCAACUCUACAGAUGAAAGAACCUCCUCCCUCCGUUCUGGAGGCAGAUCUUACAGAGUUUGAUGUGGCCAAUUCUCAUCUGCCGUCAGAGGUGCUUUAUAUGCUCAAAAACGUCCGUGUGUUGGGUCACUUUGAGAAGCCCUUGUUUCUGGAGCUCUGUAAGCACAUGGUGUUUCUCCAGUUCCAGCAAGGUGAAUAUGUCUUCAGACCCGGACAGCCUGAUAGCAGCAUAUACGUGGUACAGGAUGGCAAACUGGAGCUGUGUCUUACCGGACAGGAUGGGAAAGAUGGAGUGGUAAAAGAGGUUUACCCUGGAGACAGCGUUCACAGUCUAUUGAGCAUCCUUGAUGUCAUCACAGGUCACCAGAGACCAUACAAAACCGUCUCGGCUAGAGCAGCGGAGGUGUCCACAGUCCUUAGACUGCCUGUCGAGGCAUUUCUGUCCAUCUUUGAGAAAUACCCAGAGAGCCUUGUGCGAGUGGUGCAGAUCAUCAUGGUACGUCUUCAGCGAGUAACUGUUCUGGCCCUUCACAACUAUCUGGGACUCACCAAUGAACUGUUUAGCCAUGACAUGCAGCUUCGUCCCUCUCCUGUCUCUCCACAUCUGACCCGCACAAGCCCCGUACGACACAGCAAACGUUUCGGCAGCCUCACCGUUCCCGACAAACAUCGUGACGCUGCUCUCCAAAGCGUUACUGCUGGGGAUCAUGGGAAGGAAGGCGGCACCAUCCCGACCCUCAGCAGGACCAUAUCCAUGCCUGUAGACAUUGCAGGCAUGCAGAAAAGUCUGCGGUCAGAUUUUGACAUGGCUUACGAGAGAGGCCGUAUCUCUGUAUCUGCUGAAGACGGAGCACCUGCGUUCACACGAGAACAGCGUGAGAGGAAGGUCACAGUGGAUGAGAUUCCGUCUGGUGUGUAUCUGUAUCCCGAGGAGGAGUCAGGAAUGGAGAACCUUUUUAGCCCAUGUCCAGGACGACCAAAUGCUACACUAUUCGAGGAGGCCCAGAACGAGAUCCUCAAACUCAUGAAGAUUGAAGACCCGCAGCUGUUAAACGGAAGGGUGACGUUUCAUCACGCCAAAGCUGGAUCUGUGUUAGCCAGACAGGGCGAUCAGGACGUAAGCCUGCAUUUUGUCCUCUCCGGCUGCCUUCACGUAUAUCAAAAGAUGAUUGACAAGCAGGAGGCAGUAUGUCUGUUUGUGACCCAGUCAGGAGAGAUGGUGGGUCAGCUGGCCGUCCUCACGGGAGAGCCGCUCAUCUUCACCAUCAAAGCCGAAAGAGACUGCACCUAUCUUAAGAUUUCCAAAUCUGACUUCUACGAGAUCAUGCGUGAGCAGCCAAGCGUGGUUCUCAGCGCGGCUCACACCGUGGCUAUCCGCAUGUCUGCAUUUGUACGACAGAUGGAUUUUGCCAUUGACUGGAUGGCUGUUGAGGCGGGUCGGGCCCUGUACCGGCAGGGCGAUCAGUCCGACUGCACUUAUAUCGUUCUGAACGGACGACUGCGAUCCGUCAUUCGGAAAGCGAAUGGGAAGAAGGAGCUAGUUGGGGAGUAUGGUCGAGGAGAUCUCAUUGGAGUUGUGGAAGCUUUGACACGACAGCCCCGUGCCACUACAGUUCAUGCGGUCAGAGACACCGAGCUGGUAAAGCUUCCAGAAGGAACACUUAACAAUAUCAAGAGAAGGUACCCGCAGGUGGUGACACGUUUGAUCCACCUGCUGGGCCAGAAGAUUCUGGGGAACCUUCAGCAGGCCCGUGGACCUUUCUCGGGCUCCGCCCUGGGUCUACCCACCGUGGCAUCUAGUCCAGACGUCACCAACCCAGCCAGUAAUCUCUCCACUGUUGCCGUACUUCCUGUUUGUGACGAUGUGCCAGUCAGUGCCUUUAACUUGGAGCUCAGCCACGCCCUCAGUGCCAUAGGACCAACCCUGCUGCUAACCAGUGACAUCAUCAGAGAGCGAUUAGGUGCUUCUGCAUUGGACAGUAUUCAUGAGUACAGGUUAUCAGGUUGGUUGGCCCAGCAGGAGGACAUUAAUCGUAUAGUCCUGUAUCAGACAGACAGUGGGAUGACUCCAUGGACCCAGCGCUGUAUUAGACAAGCCGACUGCAUCCUUAUUGUGGGACUUGGAGACCAGGAGCCUGCACUUGGAGAGUUGGAGCAGAUGUUGGAAAACACAGCUGUGCGGGCCCUGAAGCAGUUGAUUUUGUUGCAUCGUGAGGACGGGCCAGGCCCUUCCCGAACCGUGGAAUGGCUGAACAUGCGAAGCUGGUGCUCUGGACACCUUCACCUGAGGUGCCCUCGUAGAGUUUUCUCACGAAGAGGCCCCUCCAAACUGAGAGAGGUGUACGAAAAGGUUUUUGAGAAGACCGCGGACAGACACAGCGAUUUCUCACGGCUAGCCAGGGUGCUCACGGGGAACAGCAUUGCUCUCGUGUUGGGGGGAGGCGGAGCCAGGGGCUGUUCUCAUGUUGGUGUCAUCAAAGCCAUGGAAGAUACAGGGAUUCCCAUUGACAUAGUAGGAGGAACAUCCAUUGGCUCAUUCAUUGGUGCUCUGUACGCCGAAGAGAGGAGUGCUGUUCGGGUCAAGCAAAGGGCGAGAGAGUGGUCCAAGGCCAUGAACUCCGUAUUCAAAACGGUUCUUGAUCUGACUUAUCCAAUCACGUCCAUGUUCUCCGGCUCUGCCUUCAACACCAGCAUCUCCAAGGUGUUUGAGGAAAAACAAAUUGAGGACUUGUGGCUUCCGUAUUUCAACGUGACCACAGACAUCACAGCGUCUGCUAUGCGGGUUCAUAAAGAUGGCUGUGUUUGGCGCUAUGUUAGAGCCAGUGCCUCCUAUACCCCUUAUCUGCCUCCUCUCUGCGACCCUAAGGACGGUCACCUCCUCGUGGACGGUUGCUAUGUUAACAAUGUCCCAGCGGACAUUGCUCGAAACAUGGGUGCAAAAACAGUCAUCGCCAUUGAUGUGGGCAGUCAGGAUGAGACUGAUCUCUGUAACUAUGGCGACUGUCUCUCUGGCUGGUGGCUCCUGUGGAAACGAAUUAACCCGUGGGCAGAGAAAGUGAAGGUGCCUGAUAUGGCUGAAAUUCAGUCGCGUUUGGCCUACGUGUCCUGUGUGCGGCAGCUGGAAGUGGUCAAAAACAGCGCAUACUGCGAGUACAUUCGCCCACCCAUCGACCGCUUUAAGACCAUGGACUUUGGGAAGUUUGAUGAAAUCUAUGAUGUGGGUUACCAGCAUGGUAAACUUGUGUUUACUGAAUGUGCUCGUGGGGACAUCAUUGAAAACAUGCUAAAGGACCAUAGGUCAGCCGAUUAUAAUGACAGCAAGAAGACCGAUUGUCCUAGUGCAGAUUUCACCGAUCUGGCUGAGAUCGUGUCGAGGAUUGAACCCGUGCAGAGCUAUUUAGGAGCCGAUGAAGAGUCCGAUUACGCAACCGAGUAUGAGGAAGAUGGGAUGGACACGGUGCGAGAAGAGGAGUGUGAAGAAGAGGAGGAAGAGGAGACUGAAGACCCAGAGGACCAGUCUCCAGGAGAAUGGGGCCCAAACGGGGUUUUCACGACGGAUGAGGAGAAGACAGUCCGUCAGAGGAAGACCAUCACCAGGAGGUCCAAUGUCUUCUCUGAAGCCUCAGACUGCUGAAUGGACAGAAUGUAGAGGUCGAAGGUCAUUAAAUCAAGACAAGACACCUGAGGGCCUGGAAGGGUGCACACAUGAAGGCUUGAUUUCAGUUGGUUUGGGAAGUCACCAAAGAUACUGUUUAACAGACUUCACUACAUCACCAAAACAUUGACUCCCACUAAUGCCGUAUAGCCGUUGGGAUUUUUUGGUUUUCAAAGACUAUACAGAGGCAAGGGACUCUGGGGACCCACCAUGAAUUCAGUGGACCCAAAAAGUGGAAACCAUUCUGUGAGAAAAAUGUUUAGCAUGUUAUGGCAUCAAACAUCUCUGAUGACAAAAUAAUCUUUCCAUACAACACUAGUAGGACUUUAAGCAAUAUGUCUAAUUAUAAUUUAAUUUCACUGUGUGUGUGUGUGUGUGUGUGUGUGUGUGUGUGUGUGUGUGUGUGUGUGUGUGUCUGCAGCCUGAAGUUAGCAGGAAAAGAUUAACCUCAUUAACUUAAGAUUUUAGGAACAUUUUGUAAAAUUUCAAGUCGUUUUGAAGAGGGGUAAAGGUGUAGAAUGCUAUUGGAAUAAAAACUAACUAAUUGAUGAUUUAUUACAGGUAUAAUGUAAAGAAAAUAUAAUUCCUUAAGUUUCACUUAUUGCUAAAAUAAAUAAUUGAGACAAAAUUAAUAUUAAGAGAAAUUAAGUUGUAGGAACAAAUGUAUGUAGACAGCCAGGUUGAGUGAGAAAGAGAGAUAUAGACAGAAAUAGAGUGAGGUAAUAACGGGGCCAAUCACACCAAAGCGUUUAUGGCAGUUGCAGGCGCCUUUUUUUAAUGAUAUUCUAUGGACAGGUAGCGUUUGCGCGCGCUGUUUAUUCGCGCCAAACGCCUUGCGGUUUUUGCCGUCAGCCGCAGCACCUGCUUUUGAAGGAGCGCUGAGAGCGGAGAAGCGCCCGACGUCAUUCACGUCUUUCUAUAGUCCAAUCGAAUGAGCGGAAAAGCGGGCCUUACGUUGUUUUGAGGGAAGUUUACAGUUGCUUUGAAGAACCGGACUCCACUCGCUCACUCUCUCCUGCGCGUGUUUGUUCAUCUCUCACCCUCAAACAAGGUCAGAGCAAGCACCCUCUUUUUAAAGUUUCUGCUAAUAUGACAGUUAACAGCAAAAGAGCGCUCACGCUUCAAUAUUUGAUUGACAAGACAGCUGACUCGGUGGUUGCUUAGCAAUAUUAAAAGCCGCGUCACACUGCUCUUUUUUUUAAUAAAAGGCGUUUCCAAGCGUUUAAAGCGCUUUUGGUGUGAUAGUAGUCAGUGUGAAAGUAGGGUCGACAGGAAGUGAGUGAAGUAGACAGUAAAUGAUGCGAUUGAGGUAGACGGUUAGAUGAGGAUGAGGUAAAUUUGAGAAUGUGUGAGGUAGGGAAUGAACAGGAUGCAAGUUUUCUUUAAAAUUUCCCAUAAAUGCCAAAAAUCUGUCUUGAAAUGCAGAGCUACAUGUGUUUCAGGUAGUCAAGGCAGAUGCCUUAUUUUGUUAUUGCACAUUUAAAGAACAUAAAGGGAACAGAACACAUAUAGAUGCAGGUUGGAUUUGUAUUAUAUAGGGAAACAGCCUCUCAGUAUAGAGUCCAGUUAUAAAGCAGAGGCUGCUUAUUACAUAGCCAAAUGUCAUCAUCCCUGAUGUUCACCAAUGUUAAAGACUCAUCCAUAAUCAGUGUACAAAACCCUUGAGACUUCACUGAGAUGUCCAGAUCCUUCGACGCUUCUGUUUUGCCACAAUGUUUUUGUUGUGAGAACUCAGAACGCAGAAACAUGUUUUGAGAACUAUAUGCCUGCCAACUAUUUUAUUUAAUUUAUUUGUUUUAUCACUGGCUUUUUUAAACAGCUUUUUAACAAAAACGUAGAGAUGAAAAUGGUUUAUUGCUUGAUUUGCAUUUUUGCACUAAUGAAUAUUAAUUUUGAAUGUUUACCGUCUAAUUCUGAGAAUCAGUGGAGUCAUAUGUGAAUCUUGGAAGAGAAUUAAAUGCUGAAUUAAAAAACCCUAAUGAAUAAUAAAAUCCUAUUUAAUGUCA
This is a messenger RNA of Misgurnus anguillicaudatus (oriental weatherfish), 6204 nucleotides long. The record is from RefSeq and is a predicted model, not a curated record. NCBI's taxonomy places the organism in Eukaryota, Metazoa, Chordata, Actinopteri, Cypriniformes, Cobitidae.